ACGCAACAGCUAACUUCAGCUAAAAACUAAACUCGUCUACGAAAUGUCGAAACUUCUCAAGUUUUCCGCAUUUUAAACUGUUUCCACUUAUAACUGAAAUAUUUAAUCAAAACUACACUAAAUAUUAUUAAAAAGUUUAUAAUAAAAACUUGAAAAUGUUUAAAACGUGACUUUUUUCUUUAUUUACGUGCGUGUUUAACUUGUAAUUUGUAACAUGUAAGAAAGUGUUAAAUAACGUCGUCAUUUGUCACACAUAAUUUUCGCAAAUUGUGCAUUUUUGUGCGAUUGCAACAUUUUUCUAGCGACGUGCUUCGUGCUCUGCAUAAUUUAACGCAAAAGUCGUGUUUGCGUGCGAGUGUGAAGUGCGAAAGCAGAACGUGGUGUAAUUUAAACUAAUGUUAAUUUACAUUGAAGGUAAUCUCAAUAAAAGUCAACUUGUGGAUGGUGCAAUGUACUGAGGACAUGUUUUAAACGAAUUUAACAUCGUUCAAUGCGUUUUAAUGCACUUUUAUGUGUCUCUUCGCGAUUUUAAUGCGGUUUUUAAGACUUAUAAAGUGUAGAAAGUGACAUAAUAAACGUUAAAAAAGUGGCUGACAAGUGCUUCAUAGUGCAUCAUAAUUAAAAAGUGAAUUAUCCUUAAUUUACGGCAAAAAUUAAUAUCAUCAAAAAUGCUGCACAUUUUGGUAUUGUUCCUGUUUCUUCCACUACCUACAGUUGUAAUCUCCUCACCAAAAUGGCGACCAGUAUGCGGUGGCGCCCUCACAGCCCAACGCGGUGUAAUUUCCACACCGAACUUUCCACAAGUUUUCAACACGCCUAUCCACUGCCAAUGGCAUAUUGAUGCACAACACGUGCGGCAAACCUACGGCGAUGCAAUGAUGCGUAAUGAGUCCCUCAGUAUCAAGAUCUACCUCACGCAGGUGUACGUCCACGAGGGGUUGAAAGUCGUGGAAUAUGAGAGCAAAGAUGCGUAUGACUAUCGUCUAGAAGGAAGACGUGUGUUUACACUGAACGAGGAGGCAGUUACAAGUAACAAGACGUACAUUUUCAUCGAAAAGGAAUAUGUGGUGGUGGACUUUCAACUGGAUCGAACCGAGAGCACGCAUCUGCGAGUCCUGGAUGGCCUACUCAAUGUCUACGGGUUUAAUAUUACCUAUGAGAUUACCACGCAGAGGGAGAGAAGAAAUCGAUGUUCGAUGAAACUUUGUGGAUUCACUGGUUAUUGCUAUGAUGAUUUUGUGCACUUCAAAUGCGAUUGCUUUCCGGGUUUCUGGGGCAGGAGAUGUUCAGAAGGGCCGAAAUCAAAGUGCAUUGUGAAUGGUCAGCCAGCGUGUGAAAAUGGCGCUGAAUGCUUACAUACAGGACACACAGCGUUUGUGUGCGAUUGCCCGCCUGGUUUUCGUGGCUCCUUUUGCGAAAUACGCGACGAGGACAUCGCCCCAACCACCGGUUGUGGGAGCGAUCCAGAAUGUUUAAUUUCCUGCAAGUUCAACGGCACAAUGGAGGACGUGUGUCAGUGCACCGGAAAGUCGAGCAAUAAUCUCCAAGCUAUUAAUGAAUCCAUUGGUUAUUCUAGCAGGAUAUUCGUGCAGAGCAAACUGAGCGAGAUCGAACUGCGUGAAAUAUUAAAACACAAUAUGCUGGAUACCCUGAAAGUGAACAUCAGUAACAUCGACGACGUCAAUAUCAUAUCAAGCACAACUGCAAAUAACGAAACCGACGUGACUUUACGCUUCUACGCGUCGAAAUAUCAGGACGAGUUGGUGCGCAGCACGAUACGCAAAUGGGGCCGAGCGCAAUACGCUCGCAACGAUAAGCAUUAUGUCCUCACCGAAAAGGACAUUCUUGUCAAGACUGAACCCUAUUUAUAUUUAGAGAACAUAGCAAUCGAUAAAAAUGGCGUAAUCAGCGAAGGUGACGAAUUUGUGCUUUCUUGCACCGCACGCGGUUCACGCUUCAUGAUAUUCCGCUGGUUUAUGAACGGAUAUUUAGUUAAUCUCACCAGGGCCAACAAAAAUAAAUGGGAAGAGCUCAUAUCGAAAGGUCGCAGCAACACGGACCAUUACACCGCGCUGCUGGUGGUACAAAAAUCGACGCGGUUCGACCGCGGUCGGUUUACGUGCCACGUGGAGGACUACGGCGUGCAGCAGUGUCGUUCACUGCAGGUUGAGAUGAACUAUCAGCCCCAGAUCAAACUCGAACCGGCGAGUCUCACCGUCGAUAAAGGUCAACCGUUUACGAUCACAUGCAUCAGUCUUGCCACAUUCGGCGAGAAAUAUAAAUUUUCCUGGACGAAAGACAAGAGCCUGCUACCGAUCAAAACGGAGACAGAACACUAUGAGAUUUUAUAUCCGGGCGGUAGUAUACUGCAAGUCGCCGGAUUAAAUAAAUCAACGUGGUACUCAUGCCUGGCGCAUCUGGAUAAGCUUUCGAGUGAAUCGAAGAUUUUGGUGCACGUAGUCGAUAAACGCGUGGCGCAUCCGUGCCCGACUGAGCGAUUAGAUGAGUACGACUGGCCGGAGACGGCGACCGGAGGAGAUUGCCGGCUGGAGUGUCCGGACGGAUAUUAUGGAGCGGCGACGCGUGCUUGUAUCAUGUUGGAGAACGGCGCACCGCGUUGGUUGCCGCCAGACUACUCGAACUGCACCCGCCAUCAACUGAUACAACAUUUACGCGACUUUCGCUAUCUCGUGGAAGGAUAUGCGACCACCACGCCGCUGCAGACAUUGAUAAACAUCAAACGGUACGUCGUCGCCGAAAAGCUCUUAAGGGGCGAAGGGCGAGUGAUAUUGCAGCAUGUCGAACGCGUGGUGAGUUUCAACAACGCAUCGUUUGGCUACUCUGAUCACGAAGCCAUCACUGACGUUGUGCUUGACAUCGUCGACGCCAUUUUGGCACAAAAUGUAUCUCUCAACAAGGAACAGCAAGUAGUAACUCUACAGCAGUUGGUACGCAAUCAAUUAAUGGUUCUUGCACCACAUAUAAGACACGCCUAUCGGAAAUCUUUGCACAAUCUGCAGGCUACUAUUGAAAUCGACUCUAAUCGACUUAGUUCCACACGAGUAAUUUCGGUCGACUAUCGAAAUUUAUAUGAAUUCCUAACUAAAAAAUCAGUGAUACGUUUAAAUUACAGCGAUGAUCGUGAAAUGAAAUAUGAAUUAUUCGCUGGAGUGACAUCAAUAUGGCGCCUGAACACGCCCCUAACAUCAACGCCAUCUGCCGGAUCAACACACAUCCAUAAACCAUCAUUAAAAACCGACAAGCGUAUAUCUACCGUUUUUCGUCAUCAACACACCCGAUUAAGUGACAAUACACUUGAUGCAUUGACUUUAUCGCUGUCUUUAAGCGAAAGUUCAACUUCGGGUACCCAAAAAACAAACUCAGAAGAUUUACCAAUAAAUAGCAAUACUAGACCGACUGUAGGAGUGGUUAAAUGUGUACUAGCAGAGUACGCAGCCUCUGAUUAUGUGUGGAAUGCAUACAAAUGUCGUAUUCUCAGUGAAAAUACUUCAAGCGUACGCUGUGAAUGCGACGAGGAGGGUACUAUGACUAUUCUACUCGUGGAUGAUGUGCAAAGUGAGCGAGCCGAGUUACAUCUAACAGCCUGUGAUGACAUUGUUUUAGUAGGAUGUGCUGUUUGCGCAGUCGCAUGUGCCAUUUCAGGAAUACUACUUGUACUAAGUUGGAUCCGUCAUAAAUCUACAAUGACUUUUCUCAAAGCACAAUGUGCUUUAUCACUGGCCGCGUGUAUGUUAUGUUUUAUUUUUGGAUUCUCCGACAGUAUUUCUAAGCGUUUCUAUUUGAACGUGCUAUCAUGUUUGCUGAUCUUCUACUUGAUGGCGCUGUCGUCGCAACUGAGUACACUUUUGAUCAUUUACACCGAUCUCAUCGAGAUGCAGCAGAUCACCAGUAUCAAACCCACAGUAGUGGGCAUCAUUACCGGUGCACCAGUGAUUGCAGUCUUUGCCAAUCAUCUCACACAUAAUAUCAAAGAUAUUUCGUUAGUGCAUUGGUGGAUUGUACGCGAUACGCUUUCAUUCUACAUGUUUAUCGUGUGUAUCGCGAUUGUUUUUAUACUUUACGUUAUUCUCUGCUGUUUGGUCUCGAAAUUAUUAAAAACUGACAAAACUAAAAGUGACAAGAUACUAAGCAAUCGCUCGACAAUGAUGACAAAAUCAACGCUAAUCUUCACGAUCGUCACAAUUUCAGCAGGAUCAUCGGUGGCGUGCGUGAACCACCCGGAGGAAAUCAUCUGGCAGUACGCGUUCGCCGCUACGUCGAUAUUUAUGGGCGUGAUUAUUAUGCUGUGCCUCGUGUUUAAAGUGCGCGCCAUGAGCAGAAAAUAUUUCUGGGACAGGCUUAACCGUCGUGGGAGCAGCGGUACCAAUGCGAGAGAAAAGGACCCUACCAAUAAAGGUAGUAAAGAUGGCAAGGGGCAUCAUAUAUCACAUAAUAAAUGUGAUAAUAUUGACUUUACACUUGAAUCGUCACAACAAUCACCGGAAAUCGAAGAAUACAACGCUUCCCCAACCCAAUACAACGCCAUUUCUGCAUCAUCAGCUGUAGUCAACUCAAAUUCUCUGAACUCACCCGAUAUUUUGGGCACCAAAGUAUUCGCCGAGUUAGAUCUCGUCGCAUCAUCUUUACAGAGCAGCAGCGCGAUGGAAAAUACUUCACCACAACACUACUACAAUAGUUCCGAUAAACAAUUAAGAAAUCUUAAUAACAUCGCGCAUAUUGACGAAAACAUCGACAAGUUGAUCGAUAAACCGAUGAAGACUAAACAAUUGACACUCAAUGACACUUCGGGUGUUAGCAGUGUUGUCAAACGUGAUAAGUGUGUUAAGUUUUGCGAUCAAGUGCAGUACAACACUUCGAUUUCUCCACCACCAGUGACUGAGUGCGCGAGUAAUCAAGAGUGUUCCAGCGCGCGUGCGUUACCGAAUCAAUUGAAUACGUGUGAGUGUGAUACGCGUCCGAGUGCCGAAAUAAAAUCGGAAAGUAAUCCUGCAUUGGAUGAAGUUAUGGACGGUAUUUCUAAUGACCUAAAAUAUUUGCUCAACGACCAUCAGUUUACAGAUCCGUUGAAUACCAUUUCAUGUUAAUAUUUACGAUAAAAUAAAAAUUAACAAACGCUUGCGAAUCAUUAAAAUAAUGACAAUGAAACAAUGUAUACGCUCAGGUUUAAUUAUGAAUUACUGAUUAAUAUUUUGUUUUUACUUUUACCUUUUGAAGUAAUGCUUAUUUUUAGUUUUUUGAUAUUAUAUAGCUGAUAAGUACCUA
This is a messenger RNA of Dalotia coriaria, 5283 nucleotides long. RefSeq lists its product as uncharacterized. Gene Ontology annotation, molecular function: G protein-coupled receptor activity. The coding region runs from base 669 to 5105 and encodes 1478 amino acids. Gene Ontology annotation, cellular component: membrane. Gene Ontology annotation, biological process: adenylate cyclase-activating G protein-coupled receptor signaling pathway. NCBI's taxonomy places the organism in Eukaryota, Metazoa, Arthropoda, Insecta, Coleoptera, Staphylinidae. The transcript has 20 exons. The record is from RefSeq and is a predicted model, not a curated record.